AUGCCCCGAAGGAUCGACCGACUACGGAGAUCGGGCAGAAUGUGUGUAUCCGCAAUUGCGGCGAAUAGUCAAUCGUACAUUGGUGUGAUAAAUUCGAACGGAGCAUGGAUUUAUGAUGAUGGAACACCGCUCGUUUAUCAGAAUUGGAGAACAGGUCAUCCACAAGCAAAUGCAAGUUGUGCUGUGGAAAGGGCUCAAGACUAUAAAUGGACAUCAGUCUCCUGUGAUGCUCUGCAUACGUUUAUUUGUUCGAUUCCCGAUCGAAUCAUCGCUUUCAUCAUCUGUUUCUUGACACUACCCGCUGAAAUGACCACAACAAAUGAGGCUAUCUGCAACUCCACUUGCGUCGGCGUGGGUCCGUUUACUAACGUUGUCGAAUGUUGUCUCUACAUCGGUUAUUGGACCGGCUAUCCGUAUUAUACCGGCUUUUGCUCGUUUGACGACAAAGCCUAUUGCGUUGACGGCAAU
Messenger RNA from Mesorhabditis belari, 468 nucleotides. Lineage: Eukaryota; Metazoa; Nematoda; Chromadorea; Rhabditida; Rhabditidae. The record is from the annotation of a GenBank genome assembly.